AUGCGUCAACAACACAUCAGAACGCGUCGUCGUCUCAAAAUGAACCCCGAAAAGGUUUCAGCGUCGAUCACUUGUAAUACUUUGAGUUCAUCCGAUGUACGCUUGUUGCCAGGAGGUUUAUCUUCACGUAGCCGGCUUGCUGAAUCUCAAGAGAAUUCACUGUUUUCGCAGAACACCAGGGAUCAUCGGCAUUCUCCUCGCGAUUAUCGCAAUGAGUCAAUACAGCCGAACUAUCGAAAUCGAUUGCCAGUGCAACGCAAUUUUGCUGCUAAAAACGAUCAGCAAAGUGAGUCGUCGACAAGAGAAUUUCGAGAUUCUCGAAACAGUUCACAAGAAUUCGGCACCACUGCUUCUUCAACGAAUACGUCGAUGCACAGCGAUAAUCAGCCGUCGCAUGAAUUGGCUAGUGAACAGCAACGUGCAUUCAAAAAUGAGACACACACCAAUAAGAUGGAACGAUUGGAGUUCAAAAGUGAUUCUAUCGUCGAAAGUGGCAAAGAGCGAACAAAUGAUUUCAGAAACGCUUCGAGAGAUCGACCAUUCUCAAGGCAGUCUUCGUUUAAAGAUGGAAUUCUUUCGUACCGUCAACCAUUCAAUGGUAAGUUCGAAUAUUACAUUGUCAAAAAUAACAAAUGA
Molecule: messenger RNA, 636 nt
Organism: Anisakis simplex (herring worm)
Lineage: Eukaryota; Metazoa; Nematoda; Chromadorea; Rhabditida; Anisakidae
Source: the annotation of a GenBank genome assembly